Messenger RNA from Epinephelus fuscoguttatus (brown-marbled grouper), 5211 nucleotides. RefSeq names its product piggyBac transposable element-derived protein 4-like. The transcript has 2 exons. Lineage: Eukaryota; Metazoa; Chordata; Actinopteri; Perciformes; Serranidae. The coding region runs from base 2970 to 4805 and encodes 611 amino acids. Gene Ontology annotation, cellular component: ribosome. Gene Ontology annotation, molecular function: structural constituent of ribosome. The record is from RefSeq and is a predicted model, not a curated record. Gene Ontology annotation, biological process: translation.
CAUUCAAGUUACACAAUGAGGUAAGGUUACAGUGAUCGUCCACCGGGUGGCACUGUGGGCCAAAAUGUGAGCAGACACAAGGUCACGCAGCAUCCAGAGAACAGAGAGCGGCAGGAUGUGACGCACGCACUGUUACACCGUGACGUUUCACACUGAUAAAUAAAUGAGAGGAACAUUAGAGUGCAGUGUGUGAAUGUGAAGAUGUCACAGGGUUUAUGAGCUGCAGGAGGAAAAGCAGGAACCCUCUGCGGUCCACUAGUUUAUGACGUCACUGCACCAUUUAUUGCAUUUAUUUGAAUAUUUUCGUCGUUUUUUGUUGUAUUACCAAACGGAUCAAAAUGUCUGAAUCUGCUGACUCUGCUCUACAGGCUGCACAUUCUUGGGACGUGGGGGCGGGGCCAACCGAGCAGUGUGGCGGAAGUGAAGUGCGGGAGAGUGAGGCGGAUGAGAAAAAGCUCUGACUCGUAAAGUUAUCAAAUCUAGUAAAAAGAGCACAUGGAGAACGUACUGUGGUGCUAUAGGUAAAGAAGUGAAAUUAGGUGAUGUUAAAGAAAAUGAGUGGUAAAAGGAAGUACACUAAAAUACCAGUAUUAGAGGGUGGAGAAACAGUAGCUAUAACUGAUAAAGAAAAGGCUCAUUUGCUGGGUAAGAGUUUUGCCAGUGUUCAUAGUGGAAAUCUUCUGGAUGAUCUGCAUACAAAGAGGAAAGAGGAAAUACUCAGUGAAAACCAGAACAUAAUUAGGAAAAAAGAUAAUGUAGACUCAACUCUUGAUGCUGAGCUGACUAUGAGUAAGUUAGAAAUAGCAUUGCAACAGGUCAGGACCAAUUAAGCUAUGUGAUGUUUUGCAAAUGGAAUUAUUUAACAAGAUAUGGAGAGAUGGGGUCAUGCCAAAAAGCUGGAAGACUGCACUUAUUUUGCCUUUUAGUAAACCUGGCAAAGACCCAGAUGACCCUGGAAACUACAGACCCAUUGCCUUAACCUCGCAUUUGUGUAAAUGGAUGGCAAAGAUCUCGGUCCAGAGACUUAAUUAUAUAUUAGAGCAGAGAGGUCUAAUGGCAUCAUAUCAGGAAAGGAAGAUCAACUACGGAUGCUGUCGUGAAAGUUAGCAAUGAAAUAGAGAAAACAUUCAAGAUGAAAAAAAUGAUGGUGAUUGUUUUCUUUGACACUGAAAAAGCCUAUGAGUCCAUGUGGAGAGAAGGACUGUUAAUCCGAAUGAAUAGAAUGGGUAUUAGUGGAAGGUUGUUUAAUUGGGUGCUAGACUUUCUUUCUGAACAAAAGUUUAGAGUAAAAGUAGGGCUGGAGAUAUCCGAUGAAUUUGAUACAGCUAAUGGCAUUCCCCAAGGAAGACAGUGCCGUCAGUCCAGUAUUACUUAAUAUUAUGAUUAAUGAUAUUUUUACAAACCUAGAUAGAAAGAUUUGUUCAUCCUUAUAUGCAGAUGAUGGAGCCAUUUGGAUCAGGGGGAGAGCAUUGAUGAGAUCAGCAAUAGAUUAUGGAUGUUUUGUCUAUGGAGCAGCAGCUAAAUCACACUUAAACAAAAUUGAAAGAAUGCAAAGCAAAGCCUUGAGACUCUAUUGGUGCAAUGAGGACAACUCCAACUGAUGCCGUGCUGGUGGAAUCAGGUGAAAGCCCACCAGAGUUCAGAAGGGACAAACUCUCACUAACAUACUGGAUUCAGUUAAGAGGAUGUGGGGAUGAAAACAUAAGAAGUGUCAUAAAUGAAUGUUGGGAAUAUAACUGUUUUAAGGGAAAUGGUUUUGGAUGGAAGAUAAAAGAUAAAAUAGAUGAAUAUGGCAUUAAAGAAAUUUGUUUUAAUUCCCCUUUGCCAAUAAGUCAUGUCCCUCCAUGGCUCUUUCCUAAGGUUAAAGUAGAUUUUAGGAUUAUGAACCUGAAGAAGGACUGGGUGGAAAUGGAAAUAGGGCAUUGUGCAAAUCAAUAUAUAAAGAAUCAUUUUUACAGUUAUUUUCAAAUAUUCACUGAUGGCUCAACAGAUCAAAAUGAUCGCGUUGGUUCAGGAGUUUACAUCCCGCUUUUUCAAAUUGAGCUGAGCAAUAGGAUAACAGAUAAGUUAUCAGUAUAGAAUAUGAAGUCACUCAGGGAAGAUUUAAUGUAUGAAAUUCUUCAGUGUCUGUUCAGAGUUCAGAAAGUGGGGAUCGAGGUAGAAUUUUGCUGGGUACCUGAGAGGUAAUGAGUGUGCAGAUAGGGUGGCAAAAAGAGCACUUAGUAUGAGACAUGUAACGGAUAUUCCAUUUGGAAAAGAUGAAGGAAAAGCACUAAUCAAAAAGAAAAUAUCAGAAUUUUGGCAGAAGAAGUGGGAUGAGGACAGUAAGGGCAGGAAUUAUUACAGAAUACAAAACACAGUCAGAGCAGAGAGUAUUAAGGGAAGAAGUAGAAGAGAGGAGGUAGUUCUAUCAAGAUUAAGGUUUGAUCACACUGGUUUAUUUUUAUCGGGAAAAGUAAACUCACAAGUCUGCACAUAUUGUAAUAUCGUAGAAAAUGUAGAACAUGUAAUUAUGUACUGUAGUAAAUAUAACGAAGAAAGGGUGAGAGAGGCAGGACGGGACUGGAAUUUGGCAGGGCUACUGGGAACUAAGGGAGAUAAGGUGUGGGAGAUACAGAGAGAGGUAAUAGAUUACCUAUAUAACACUGGUUUGUUUUAUAGAAUAUAGCUGUUGGUUGGCGUUUUUUGUUUUUUUUUAAUUUAUUUAUUUACUUAUUUUUUGUUUGUUUGUUGUGUUAUGUUUCUCCAUGACAUAAUGUAAUAUAAAACUAGAUGCUGUCCUACAUACUCUGCUUCAGUAGGUGGCGGUAUGCACCUUUGAAGUUGUUACUGCAAUGCGCCAGAAAACACAAAGAAGAAGAGGCGGAUGAGAGAGGCAGGCGACAGAGUAGUGAGCGAUAGUUUGAGAGAGAUUUUUGGAAGAUUUGGAGUUGUUUUAGGGUUUAGAGUUUAUUCGUGAGGAGCAGAGGAUGUUGCGGACACUGAAUGUAAGACAAGCCGUGGACUUGUUUUUCGAAGUGGAGGAGCAGGAGGGCGAAAUCUGCGUUUCACCGUCGGAGUCGGAGAGUGACUGUGACGAUGAAGCUGAGGAUCCGUCCUUUGUGGCGGACGACAAGAGAGAUGAUGAGCAGCCUGGGACACCUACAGCAAGAGGCAGGGGGCGUCAGCGUGGCAGGGAGAACAGAUGCCGGUCUAGAUCUCCAUGUGACCGGUCAUCCCAGCCACACCACAGCCCUGAGGCCUGGAGAACAGAGCGUGACCCUGACACUGCUCCAGGAGUCAGUAGGUUCAUGCCCCACAGACCACCAGGAGCCCAGGUGGACAUGCACUCGCCAUACACGCCGAAAGAUCUGUUUCAGCUGUUCUUCUCCACUGCCACCAUGAGGACACUCUGCAAGAACACCAACAAAUAUGCAGCAAUACAGCAGGAAAUGGGGAAGAAGUACAACUGGGCUGACGUCGUGGUUGAGGAGCUCUACAAAUUCUUUGGCCUUCUCAUGUACAUGGCAUUGGUGUCACUGCCAGGUCUCCAGGACUACUGGAGACAAAACCACAUCCUGUCUGUGCCGUUUCCAGCCAUGGUCAUGACGAGAGACCGGUUCAGGUCCCUGAUGUGGAACAUCCACCCCAGCGAUCCAGAGGAGGAUGUCAUGAAUGACAUGAAGAAGGGAACACCUGACCAUGACAAGCUCUUCAGGGCAAAACCCCUCAUGGAUGAGAUCCGCACUGCGUGCCAGGCUCAUUACCACCCAGGGAAGGAAUUGGCUGUCGACGAGCGAAUGGUGGCAACCAAGGCAAAAACUGGCCUGACCCAGUACAUAAAGGACAAGCCAACAAAAUGGGGGAUCAAGCUCUUUGUGUUGGCUGAGUCAAGCAGUGGCUACACUGUCAAUUUCAAUGUGUACGGUGGGAAGUCUAGCUCUGCCAGUGUGCAUGGACUGUCAUAUGCUGCUGUGAUGGACCUCAUUCAGCCGUCAUAUCUUGGGACAGGAUACCAUAUUUAUAUGGACAACUUCUACACCAGUCCCAAGCUGUUCCUCGACUUGGCCAGCAUGAAGUAUGGUGCUUGCGGUACCUACAGGGACAACAGGAAAGGGUGUCCCCGUGGAAGAGCAAAUGCCCUCACCCCAAAGUCUGAGAGAGGUGCUGUGAGGUGGAUCAGGGAGGGCCCCCUGCUGUUUGUGAAGUGGAUGGACACGCGGGAGGUGUCUGUGUGCUCCACAAUCCAUCCAGCAUUUUCUGGUGAGGUGGUCCAGAGGAGAGCAAAGGAUGAAGAUGGACGCUGGGCAGUGAAGGAGAUUCCCUGCCCCACCCCUGUAAUGGCCUACAACAAGUGCAUGGGUGGGGUUGAUCUUUCCGACCAGCUGAUCCAGUAUUACUCCACCCACCGCAAAACUGCUCGCUGGUACCAGACGCUCUUUUUGCACUUUGUGGACAUUGCAGUAACAAAUGCAUACAUCAUGCAUUGUGAGAUGAGCAGGAAACAACAGGUGCAGCCCAUGACUCACAAGAACUUUCUCACCCAGCUGGUGUCCGAGCUGUGUGGAGUGGACAAGACGGGGACUCCGAUCAACAGGAGCAAUCAACAUGUUCCUGUUGCCAUCGCCACUGUCACUGACGCCAGCCAGAAAGCCACUCAAGGCCGCAGGGCAUGCCAACGCUGCCAGCAGGUGGACAAAAAGAGGAACCUGACGCCAUGGCGAUGCAAGUCCUGUGAUGUGCCCCUCUGUGUCAUUGUUGACAGGAACUGUUUUGAGGAGUGGCACAUGUUAAAAAAACACCAACAACAAAACGCCUUGUUGUAAGUAGUUAUUGUUAUUGUUGUUAUUGUUAUUGUUGUAUAUAGUUCGAUUUUAUCUCAAUUUGACAUUUAUAUGUUAGUUUUGCACUAUUUAGGAACCCCUCACAGUCUCUGAAUGUUAUAUAGCUCUCUGUCUAAUCGUGUACAUAAACUGUUUUGAGGAGAGGCAUGGCCAAAAUGAAAAAAAAAACAAAAAAAAAACACCUGUCUUCACCUGGUUUUUGUUGGGAAUAGUUGUAUAUAGCUUAAUUUUAUCUUAGUUUUACUUUUUUAUGUACAUAUUUACAACUUAUGUUUAACAUUUUCUGCCUUUGAAUUUUUUCAUUGAGCAUGUUUGAAUUUUGUCUAGUAAAGAAACUGAUUUAUUUUUCAAAUCCGAUUUUGUGUUUUUGAGUGUUUUUGGGACUAGU